This is a messenger RNA of Vitrella brassicaformis, 4855 nucleotides long. The record is from the annotation of a GenBank genome assembly. Lineage: Eukaryota; Vitrellaceae.
AUGAGUCUCUUCGUGCUUGUCUUGGCGCUCACCGCCAAGCCGCUGGCCGCCAAGAGCAACCCCUACCCCAAGCCGUAUGCCGCCUACAUCGGCUCCCCGCCCCCGCCCGGCACGCCAGUCAAGACCCUCAUAACACGCGCGGAGAUGGGCAUUUCAGAUGAGGAGUACAAGGCCAUGCUCAAGCCGAGCCCACCGAUCUCAUACGAACGAGCGAUGGAGACACUGAUGAGCGGCUUUGAAGACGGACACUUCCCCAAACCAUUCAAAUGUCAGUCAGAGACAAACAAACAAUCCAUCUCCUUCAUUCCACGUGUGUGUCUCUUGUGCGGUGUCUCACUCACAUGCAGCUGGCAUUGAGGAGUUUGUCAUGCCAUCCAACGAGCAGUUGGGCGUGGCCGAGUUUGCCCCACCUCCUGGAGAGGCAAGACAACCGACACACAGACAGACAGACAGACAGGAGAUGUCUUGAUUCCAUGUCUCUGUGUGUUUAUGUGUGUGUCAGGAGGAGAGAGGUGUGGAGGGCGAGCUGGUGGGCAACCGCGUGGUUGUAAAGGGCGAGCGUGUGUUGCAGCCGCAGCCGAAGGUCCAAUACAUCAUCCAAGAGCUGCCAGAGGAACGCAAAGCUGCAGAGCUCUCGUCAUACCCCAGACCGGGACUGCCGAAGGCCAUCGUCGAACCGCAAGAAGGUAACUCGUUGGUGGGAGAGAGAGGGGAGAGGGGAGGAAAACAAUCGGUGAGAGGGGAGAGGGGGGUAACUCGUGGGAGAGGCGAGAGGUGACGAAGGGGAAAGGCACGAUCGGUCGUGUUUGUUUGUUGUGUCAGCCGUGGUGCAUCCGCCGCAGUACGCCAUCCUCGCGUACAAGGUGGUGCUGAUCGUCGUCUCCGUCUCAAGCAUCAUCUACUUCCUACUCGCAGGCCUUCUUGGUCAGCGGCCGGCCACACAACAUGAGGAAACACACACACGCACAUUGGCCAUAUGUCUCCUUGUGUCUCUGUGUGAUUUUAGGUGAGACACUCUUGGAGGUGCUGAAAGAGCAAGUCUUCCUCAGCGUGAGUGCCAGCCUGAGUGUCUUCUACAUCGUCCUCAUCGUUGGCAUCAACCUCCUCGACGCCGUUCACUCGCUCGACGUGGCACUCACCAUCGUCCUCGCCCUCCUCGCCGGUCAGACACACAGAGACAGCCAGAGAGUCGUGCAAGUGCACGCUGUAUUGUGUGUUGUGCGUGUGUGCAUUUGUGCAGGUGUGGGUGUGUUGUUGGUGGGCCGGCUGCGCGACACGUCUGCCAUCAGCCGUGAGGUGGUCAUGUCGUUUGUGGCGGCGGCCUUCAUCAACCUCGUGUACCAGGGCGUCUGCUGGCUCAUGCGCAACCCGUUGGGACCCAUCGGCCUGCUCACCAUCCAAGUGAGCACCGAGACGCCACAUGGACGGACACACCAAUGUGUGUGUGUGUGUGUGUGCGUCUUUGAAGCCCAAGACGGCGUGUGUGACGUACUUUGUGUUGCUGCCCUCGCUCGCCUACGCCGUCGUCCUGCUGGUCGGCAGACAGACAGACAGACAGACAGACAUGCCACUGUCACGUGUGUGUGUGUCGUGAAUAAAAUGUCAGCUGCGUCGCGUGGUCCCUGCUGCCACCAUCCAGAGUCUCCUGCGCACGUUCGUGUCGAUCUUCUUCGUCGUGGCCGGUGGGCAGCCAACUCAAAAUGCACACUCACCGGAUUCGCUCAUCUGUCUCCCGUGUGUGUGUCUCUAUGUGUCUCUCUCUCUUUGUGUGUCUGUGUGCAGCUGCCAGCUAUGCCGUCCACGCACUCAUGCCGCGCCUCUUCCCUCUCAUCGCACUCGUACACACACACUCCGAUGGAUGAAGGGGAUGGACAAUGAUCAUGUGGCCUGAUGGAUGUGCUGCACGUCUGUCUGGGUGUGUCCGUCCGUCUGUGGUGCAGGAGCCGAUAGCCUUCUUCGCGCUGCCGUCGAUCGUCUUCAACGCAUCUUGGCGCGAGGCCGUGUUCUUCGCUGCCUUCGCCGGGCUGUGGAAGGGACUCACUUUCCUGACGGUCCUCUUCAAGGCGCCAACCGUCCAGCCAGCAGAACCAGCACCACGAAGAGAGGCCGAGGUGAGUGAGGCAGAGCAAGAAAGAAAGAUCGGGGGAGGGGGAAGAGACGCACACAUUUAUCCUCUCGCGUUUGUGUGUGUGCAGGGCUGAGAGGGAUGGUCGAGCAGCGCAAACAGACAGACAGACAGACAGACAACAGACAGAAAACCGGACCGACAUGUUUUGGUUGAGAUGAGCGACUCCUUUGCACUGACGACACACUCGUGUGUAUGAAUCUGUCCAUGAACGAGUCCCACCAGUGCGUCCAUACUCAUCAAACUACAUUGAUAUCUUUCUACAGAGUCCCUCCUUCUGCACUCCUCAUCAAGGGCACGAGCCCAUAACGCAACACAUACCGACCUGACACACACACACACACAUACACACACACACGUACACGUCAUGUACACACCAGCGCACAUGUGUCCAUGAACGCAUUGGCCUCCCGUUUGAUGAGUAUGGACGCCCUCCCUAAUGUCAUAUGACUCCCGUAAAUACAUGUGUUCCAGCCAAAUAAGAUGUCAUCGUUUUCUCGCGUCGGGGUGCUCGCCAAGGAGCUAGAAGUGGAGCUGGGCAAGAUCACCGCCGACAUCGAACAGCUCAAGAGGGAGCAAAUCGCACAGUUGGAGAAGGAAAGGGAAACGUACGUGAGCCGCACGGACGCCCGGACAGAUGGACAGAUGGUUGGUCGGUUGAUGGCGUGGUUGCAGGUUGGAGAGCGAAUACCGUGAGAAACACGACGCCUUGGUUCGUGAGCGGGCUGCCCUCGAGGCCGAGAAGAAGAUGAUGUACGCACGGCACCCAGAGCCGCUGCAACACGACGUGCUGCAGUUCAACGUCGGGGGCCGACAGAUGGCCGCCAAAAGAGCCACGUACGGCAUGGAGUCCUCUGCGUGUGCGUUGUUUCGGCCUAUCCUUGUGGCUUUGUGUCCAUGUGUUCAGUUUGUGCGUGGUUCCUGGCAGCUACUUGGCCAACUGUUUCUCGGGCCGGUGGGAGCACUGCAUAGAGCGCGACGCCGACGGGUGCUACUUCCUGGAUUUCGACCCCGAGUGCUUCGAAGUCAUACUCAACUGGCUGAGGUGUGCAAUGAGAGGUGGGGGGAUGGCGAGGCUAGAAUGGGCAGGGAGAUGUGCCUUGUGUGCAGGGAUAGGCGUGUGCAGGGAUCGGGCAUUGGCGCCAAGCCGCCAGGUUGGUACACGUCUUCUCACUUUCGUACACGUCAUUUUUCGCUGUCUUCAGUGCCUUCUGUCGGUAAGGAGAGCCACUUCGCCAACCUCGUGGAGUUUCUCGGCCUCAAAGAGUCUGCAGACAACCACCAGCACACAUCCACGGCCAUUAGCUGCACGUCCGCACAGGACAUCACCACCCGAGAGAAUAGCUCUGAAGGUGAGCAGACAGCCACCUGUACCAUGAUCCGCACUGAUUCCGCAGGUAAUGCUGUCCUCCUUCGUCUUCUCUGCUCGUGCAGGUGUGUCGGCCCCUGCGCUGGCAUCAUCUGCAAUGAGAGCUGCGUCCAAUCUGCCUCAGUGGCGCGUGGUGCCGGGCGUGUGGGUGUGGGAUGAGAAGCACGGCGGGGCUGGGUGCGGACUGCCCGACACGAGAGCCAGGGGCUGCUCCCAAACCAUCAGAACAGAGGAGCCCGUCGCAGAUAUAGGUCGGUCCCAUCGCGAAUGAGAUGGCACACUUUCUCGUACAGCUGUUGGUUGGAUAUGGUUGGCGUGUAUGUGUGUAUGUGGUCAGGGGGUAUCGUGUGCUGUUGGGAGGUGGAGGUGCGGACCGUGUCCGAUUGGAGCUAUGUCGGCUGCGUCACUGAGGAGUGGGGAGGCAGCAUGGCCGCCUGCAAACCCCUGGGCAGGACCCACCACUCCUGGGCCAUCGCCAGCAAUGGUACGUACUCACUCUUGGCUCGCUGGCUGGCUGGCUGGCUGGCUGGCUGGCUGGCGGCACACAAACAGACGGGCACUCGUACAAUACGAUGUUUGGGUGUCUUUAAAUUGCGUGUAAUCUGAGCGAGCAGGUAGUGUGUUGUCGUGCGGCGUCGAAAGACCCCCAAAGAGCCCCAACACUACUGCCUACACCACUGGUACGUGGGCAUGGCGCAGACGUCCGUACGCGCUCGAUUGGUGCUGGCCUGUUCGUAUGCAUGUGCACACGUACAUCUUCUGCCGCUGCACGGCAGGCGCCCGUUUGUGUUUCGUCUGCCGGCUGAACGAGCCAAACAAACCGGUGAGCGCUCAGGGAAAGAUCGAACGCCUCGCCCCAAUUAAACAAGGAGACGCCCGUACGUCCGUGUGUGCAGGUCACGGUCAUUGUCGACGGUCGGCGCCACGAAGGUGCUUCGGAGAUGAAAUGAAUGCACGUGUGUGGGCUUUGAUUUCAUCAUGUGCUGGUCUGGAUGUGUGGUGUAUGCUGCUGUCCUGUCAGCCCUGUUCCAUCUAGGACCCAACGCUGACGCAGUGUUCCCGGCGGUGUCCAACGGCCGAUCUCCAGGUGGGUUUCCAUCCGCUCAUCGGCUCGACAUGUGCGCUGGUGUGUACAUGACGUGUACGUGUGUGUGUGUAUGUGUGUGUGUGUGUGUCAGGUCGGUAUGUGUUGCGUGAUGGGCUCGUGCCCUUGAUGAGGAGUGCAGAAGGAGGGACUCUGUAGAAAGAUAUCAAUGUAGUUUGAUGAGUAUGGACGCACUGGUGGGACUCGUUCAUGGACAGAUUCAUACACACGAGUAUGUCGUCAGUGCAAAGGAGUCGCUCAUCUCAACCAAAACAUG